Cordyceps militaris CM01 is the source of this 4116-nucleotide messenger RNA. RefSeq names its product peroxisomal biogenesis factor 6. The record is from RefSeq and is a predicted model, not a curated record. Gene Ontology annotation, molecular function: ATP binding; ATP hydrolysis activity. Gene Ontology annotation, cellular component: peroxisomal membrane; cytosol. The transcript is spliced from 3 exons. Lineage: Eukaryota; Fungi; Ascomycota; Sordariomycetes; Hypocreales; Cordycipitaceae. Gene Ontology annotation, biological process: protein import into peroxisome matrix. The coding region runs from base 1 to 4116 and encodes 1371 amino acids.
AUGACGACUGCUUCGACCAGCGCCGCCGCCGCACCCCGGCACAAGAUUCGUCGCCGACGUGCCGACAAGCCUGCCAUUACCUCGCGCCUCAUCCUCGACGAUCACAUCAAGAGCGAUGUCGGCGUCCUCUCCCAGGACCUGUUUUUGGACCUCUUUCCUCACCUCUGCGGGGACACUGAUGACGAGAGCUCCUCCGAUAUCCACCACAUCGCCAUUACGCCCUGGACGCCCAACGCCUCUGCCACUGGCGGCUCUUGGUGCAUUGUGCCUGUCAUCCGCUCAUCGGCCCUCGCCCACUCGACUGUCCAGUUCUCGCCCUCCUCGCCUGCCCUCCAGAGCUUCGCCGUCACACUGCAAAAGAUUGCGCCCUCCAAGCUGUCCAGCCAUAGCCGAAGCGGCAUCGAGAUUCUUGUCCUCGACAUCGCCGCCGUCCCGCUCGAGACUGUGUUUGUGAGCCUCGAGAGCGAGCUCACUAAGCGACUUGAAAAUGGCCAAGGAACCUUUUUCAGAGAACAUCCUACUCACCAAGUCGCCCGCGGCACACUACCCCAAGACCGUCUCAUGACUGCGCUGCGAGCUGCUCUCGGCACGCUCAAGGUGGUCCAUGCUGGCGACUUGUUCCCAUUGCCGCUGCCGCCGCACCCGGUAACGCACUUGCCCCCCAAUCCAGGCAAGAUUAUGCUCUGCGAGCCUGUCGCGCAAGGUAUUCUUACGCCAAACACCAAGAUUGUGCUCAUGCGCGGCCGAGUCCACCGAAGACAAGAGCGUAGCGCCUCAUCACUGAGUCAGCUCAAUGGCAGUGUUGACCAUGGAGAGGACACAAGCGCCGAUCAGUUCUUUUCUGCCGCCGAAGAGCGCUACAAGACUGACGCGCCGCCCGAUGAGACGGAGACGGAGUCGGCUACCGAAACAGAGACUGACUUCUCUGGCGCCGAGCAAGAAGACGAACUUUCUGACGAUUCCAUGGACGAUAUGAUAUCCCUCGAAGCGCCGGAGCUGCACCCCACCAACAUUAAUGGACCUGGCACGAUAGGCCCUGGCACGCCUAUGACGAUCGCUACACUGCGAGGACGCAAGACCAGCGGCAUUCAGACACCGGGAUCCGUCUUCUCCAACUUCACAGCUACAACAGCGCGAGCCGACAGACCCCGUGGCCGUCUGUUUAAGGCACACGGGCUCCAGGGACCGAUUCCCUCCGAAAUUCUACAUCCCAAACCUGCCGCACAGGACGAUGAAGAGGCUAGAAUAUAUGUCGACAUGUCUUCGCUGUCCAAAAUUGGCUGCUUUUCUGGUGACUGGGCACGCAUCGAGGUCGCCGAAGAGCCACCCGCCAACGGCUUCGGCGCCUUUGGACUGGGCAGCUUCGGCAACAACGAUACAGAGGCCGCCAUCUGGCGUCCGGUCAGAGUCUUCGGGCUUCCCGAGGGCUACUCAUCACCACGCGCUGUGAAUAGGAUAGCUGGCUCGCGCGGCGGAGAGCGUCGUUUGUCGUUCUUUGAAUCCCAGGUUCAGCGCCCUACCAGCCCUGCCGUGUAUGCCUCGCCUGUCCUCCUCGCCAACCUCGAAAACGCCACUCACCUGCGAAUUUCAGCUCUGAAGAAGUCGUCCUACCAAGGCAAGGGUACGAACCCGCGAUUUGCUAGUGCAGCACAUCCGCCGUAUGCUCGCGAUAUUACCAUCCAGCAUGUGCGAACUCCGGUGUCUGCUGAACGAGCCUACCAGACAGCUGUCCUCGGUGGCUUGAAGCACUACUUUGCGGAUAAGCUACGAUUGGUGCGUUCUGGUGACUUGAUUGCCGUGUCUGUUGAUUCCCAACUCGGACGCGCCUUGCAGGAGGCCAUUGGCGCUGGUGGCUCCGAAGUGGACGAUGUUAUGGCCCUCACCACUAGUGACCAGGCCCAAGGCUCCCAUUACGAUGGUGUCGCGUGGUUCAAAGUUGGCCAUAUCCAGAUUCAAAAGUCCGACGAAGAUGAAGACGGGUCUGCCCAAGAUUUCUGGGGCUCUGUAGCGUGCAUCGACAGCGCAACCGUGGCCAUGCACGGGUCAGGAUUCGUGACCAGCCGCAUCCCUGGUACCAACCAGAGCACCUGGCCAUACUACCUCGGUCUUCGCAAAGCCCCCAAGUCGGAAAGCGAUUCUGGCGUGCCGCCGGCGCUCUCCGUCACCAGACAGGAACACGUCUCGCCUCUCCGCAGACAACUGCGCGAGCUGCUCGUCGCCGCGACCAGCCAGCGCGCCAUCCAUCUCAAGAUGCCGCCCGUGGCCAUCCUGAUCACCUCGACACACCGCAACAUUGGCAAAACGACACUGGCCACCACGUCAUGCGCCGACAUUGGUCUCCACACCUAUGAGAUUGACGCCUACGACAUCCUCAACGAGGGGAGCGGUAGCGGCAGCGACGUCAAGACGGAAGGUUUCCUACGCACGCGCGCCGAGCGCGCCGCGAGCUGCGGCGCCGACUGCUGUGCCCUGCUGAUCCGCCACAUUGACGCGCUCACGGCCGACCGCAUCGAGGCCACGAUCAAGGACAUCCUCGCCGACACGCGCGUUCUCGUGGCCACUACUAACAAUGUCGACGAUGUGCCCGACGGCGUGCGGGCACUCUUUACGCACGAGCUCGACAUGGGCGCGCCGGAUGAGGCGGAGCGCGAGGCGAUCCUGCGUGGCGUCAUUGGCGACCGCGGCAUCACGCUGGACCCCAGCAUAGAACUUAACUCGAUUGCGCUCAAGACGGCGGCCCUCGUCGCCGGCGACCUCGUCGACGUGGUGGAGCGCGCGGCCCUCGCCCAGCGCGCGCGCCUCGAAGCCCUCGCGGCCCAAACGACGACGACCUCGCGGCUGCCCAUGACGGUCCGCGACGUGCAAGUCGCCGGGGGCCCGCUCGCCCGGUCCCUGACGGGCGCCGACUUUGACGUGGCCGUGGACGCGGCGCGCAAAAACUUUUCCGACGCCAUUGGCGCGCCCAAGAUCCCCAACGUGACGUGGGACGACGUUGGCGGCCUGAGCCACGUCAAGGACGCCAUCACCGAGACGAUCCAGCUGCCCCUGGAGCGACCGGAGCUCUUUGCGCGCGGCAUGAAGAAGCGCUCCGGCAUUUUGUUCUACGGCCCGCCCGGCACUGGCAAGACGCUGCUGGCCAAGGCCAUUGCGACCGAGUACAGCCUCAACUUCUUCUCCGUCAAGGGCCCGGAGCUGCUCAACAUGUACAUUGGCGAGUCGGAAGCCAACGUGCGGCGCGUGUUUCAACGCGCGCGCGAUGCACGCCCGUGCGUCGUCUUCUUUGACGAGCUCGACUCGGUCGCGCCCAAGCGCGGGAACCAGGGCGACAGCGGCGGUGUCAUGGACCGCAUCGUCUCGCAGCUGCUCGCGGAGCUGGACGGCAUGUCGGGCGGCGACGACACGGGUGGUGUCUUUGUCAUUGGCGCCACCAACAGGCCGGAUCUGCUCGACCAGGCGCUCCUGCGCCCUGGUCGCUUUGAUAAGAUGCUGUACCUCGGCGUGUCUGACACGCAUGACAAGCAGCGCACCAUUCUUGAGGCCCUCACCAGAAAAUUCACCCUCCACCCCUCCGUCUCGCUCGCCACUGUCGCGCAGCAGCUCCCGUUCACCUACACCGGCGCCGACUUUUACGCCCUCUGCACCGACGCCAUGCUCAAGGCCGUCACGCGGCAGGCCACGGCCGUCGACGCCCGCGUGCGCGCCCUCAACGCCGACCCGGCCCGCCAUCGCGCCAACAAGCCCCCGCUCUCGACCGCCGCCUUCUUCGACCACUUUGCCACUCCCGACGACCUCGCCGUCACCGUCACCGAGCGCGACUUUCUCGACGCCCACGACGAGCUCAUCCCCAGCGUGUCGGCCGGCGAGCUGGCACACUAUGAAAAGGUGCGCGCCAUGUUUGAAGGCGGAGCCCCGGAAGAAAAAAAGCAGCAGCAGCAGCAGAGACCGGUGUCGGCGAGGAGCAGUCGGCCGGGCACGGCCGGGUCGCUCAAGGGCAAGGGGAAAGCGCCGCUGGGAGAGGAUGGCGUGGUGGUGAAUGGGAGAGGAAACAAGGGCAAGGGCAAAGCGGUCGCGGGGUUUCAGGAUGGGACGGCGAGUGAUGAUGAGGACUUGUAUUAA